Molecule: messenger RNA, 1848 nt
Organism: Rhodotorula toruloides NP11
Lineage: Eukaryota; Fungi; Basidiomycota; Microbotryomycetes; Sporidiobolales; Sporidiobolaceae
Product: MFS transporter
Exons: 10
Coding region: 1-1848 (615 amino acids)
Biological process (GO): transmembrane transport
Molecular function (GO): transmembrane transporter activity
Source: RefSeq, a predicted model, not a curated record
AUGGCAGUCGACGCACCGCACGCAGACGACCCGCCAGUCGCAGCGUCCGAGCCUGCAGACACACCGCAGACUCUCUCGGCCCUCGUCCCAUCGUCGUCCUCGUCUCGCUCAGAUCACGGCUCGUGCGUGCACACUCUCCACGACAAUCACGACACGAGCGGGCAGGGCGUCGCAGGGAGGGCGCUGGAGGGCAAUCUCGAGGGCAAGGGCGAGUCGAAGAAUGUUGUGGCUGGAGACGAGGACGAGGACAGCGGGAUGCAGCCUGUCAGGCGGAGAGUGACGACGGGGACGGUCGCACCUCCGCCGUACACGAUCCACUCGCACCGCAUGCGGUGGUUCGUCGUCUCGCUCGUCGCCCUGGCCGGACUAUUUUCACCUCUGUCCGCCAAUAUCUACUUUCCCGUCAUCCCUGCCGUCGCGCAAGACCUUCGCGUCUCAGUCGAGAACAUCAACAUCUCCGUGACGGUCUACAUGAUCCUCCAGGGCGUCUCGCCCUCUUUCUUUGGCGCGAUUUGCGACGUCCUCGGCCGACGACCCACCUACAUCGCCACCUUCCUCAUCUACCUCGGCGCCUGCGCCGGCCUCGCCAACACGCACACCUACUGGCUCCUCCUCGUCUUGCGCUGCGUGCAAGCCGCCGGCUCCGCCUCCGUAAUCGCCAUCGGCUCCGGCUCGAUCGGGGACGUCGCGCCCCCUUCUGAGCGCGGACUGUUCAUGUCGGUUUUCGGAUUGGGUCCGAUGGUGGGACCUUGUAUUGGGCCUAUUAUCGGUGGAUUGCUCGCGCAGCGAUAUGGCUGGCAAUCCCUCUUUUGGUUCCUCUUCGCCUUUGGCGCCUUCGCCCUCCUUCUCAUCAUCCUCUUCCUCCCCGAAACGCUUCGCUCCCUCGUAGGAAACGGCUCGAUCCCAGCGCGGGGGAUCAACCGCUCGCUCGUCUCGGUUUGGCAGCAGCGUCAGCGGAGGAGACAGAUGGGCGAGGGGAGCGAGGUGGAUGAGGCGAGUUUGAAGGCGAAGCCGGCGAAGAAGGGGUGGAGGGAUGUCAGGCCUUGGGCGCCGCUAAAGAUGUUCCGGGAGAAGGAUGUCUUCCUUACGCUCACAUUCAACUCGAUUUGCUACACCCUCUUCUACUGCGUCACCACCUCAACCGGCACCACCUUCAAGUCCACCUACAACUUGAACGAAACCUCUCUCGGGCUAUGCUUCAUAGCCAACGGCGUCGGCUGUCUCGCAGCGACGUUCGUCAACGGGCCGCGGUUGACACACGAUUAUAAGGUUGUGCAGAGGCAGGUGGAGAGGAGGAAAGAGGUGGAAGGGAGGGGAGAGGAGCGCGCGAGGAGGAGGCGGAAGGACCAGAAUGACUUGUCGGAUUUUCCGAUCGAGAGGGCGAGGCUGAGGUCGAUGCCCUACUUCUUCGUUGCGCUCAUCGCGUCUACGAUUGUCUACGGCUGGGUACUCGACAAGGGCGUCCAUCUCUCCGCGCCGCUCGUCAUGCAGUUCAUCAUCGGUCUCUCAGUGACGAGUAUCUUCAACGCCGUCAGCACCCUCCUCGUCGACCUCUACCCGGGCCAAUCCGCUUCCGCAACCGCAGCGAACAAUCUGUACCGGUGUAUCUGCGGCGCAGCAGGGACGGGAUUCAUUGAGCCGUUGCUGAAUCGGUUAGGUGCAGGUUGGGGUUUCACGAUGCUCUCGCUCAUCAACGUCUGCUUCGUCCCCCUCAUGAUUCUCGAGUGGCGGUACGGGAUGAAGUGGCGCUUGCAGCGGUUCGAGCGUCUCAAGCGGGAGAAAGAGCGGGAGGAGGAGAAGGCGCGCGAGAAGGGGAGGGAGUUGGAGAAGAGGCGCGAGGGGCACUAG